This is a messenger RNA of Hordeum vulgare subsp. vulgare (domesticated barley), 582 nucleotides long. RefSeq lists its product as uncharacterized. The coding region runs from base 1 to 387 and encodes 128 amino acids. The record is from RefSeq and is a predicted model, not a curated record. NCBI's taxonomy places the organism in Eukaryota, Viridiplantae, Streptophyta, Magnoliopsida, Poales, Poaceae. The transcript has a single exon.
AUGCACGGCGCAUCGUCCCGCAAGGAGCCGAGCCAGGAUGGGUGGUGCUGGCUGCCGUCUUCGCCUACCGCCGCGUCGUGGGUGGCCGAGCGUGGAGAUGGGGCGGACGUCGUCGUGACCAAUGAACCAAUCGUCGUGCGUCGGCCGUUGCCUGCCGACGUCAGACGCGGGCGUCGUUGGUCCAUGCUCCUGAGGGCGCCGCGCUUUGCGCUGCCACCAGGACGGGUGCCGUCCGUUGCGCCAUGGGUGGUUGUGGUGCGUGGAGGCGGGCUAGUUCCCCACGCGUCUGAGGGCGUUGCUGGCCGCCAGCUUAUGCGCCUGAGGACACACCGAUGCAGUGGCCGCGGGCUGGCCGAACCGCCGUUGCUCGGCUCUGCGUGGUUGUAGACCUUGGCGCUGGAGGGCGCCGCCAUCAUGGUUAGCCCCGCGAUGGAGGCGACGCAGCCGGGCGCCUCGUGCACCUGCAAGCAGGAGGGCUUGCCCUUCGUCGUCGCGGAGUUUUCUUUCCUUGUGGCCUUCUACUCUUGACAGAGCAAGUGCGUGAUAACGUGUUAGAGUAAAACGAGAUUGAAUGAAAAUGAA